CCUAAUAGUUUAGAAAGUUGACCCAUAUAUCGAUGCCUUCCAGUUCUUGACGGAUGUGAUGUUUACAUUUUUUAAAUCGGUGACUUCAAUGCAUUUAAUAACGAUAAAAGAAAAAUGGGUGUUUUAUAUGUUUACUCUACAGUCAACAGUUCUGUAGAUUCACCCAGUAGAAGUUCCUUGAAUAAUCAUGUUCAUGAGAUUUUCAAUGUUCAAUCUGAAUUGACAUUAACUUCACACUGUAGUCAUGGUUCAUUAACUAAUUCCUUUGGUUGGUUUGUACAGGCUGUUCUAGCUGGAUUGGCAUUUACAUGCCUCAUAUUGAAGAGGUUUUGUGAACCGAGAAGAGAGAGGCGGCCUUGGAUAAUAUGGUUUUUUGAUACAUCUAAACAAGGGAUGGGAGCUUUAGUCAUCCAUUUUGCAAAUAUUUUUCUUGCUGAAUUUUUUCAAGGAGAUCCUUGUACAUGGUACAUUGUUAGCUUUUUGCUGGAUUCGUCUAUAGGGUUAUUAUUCAUUUUUAUUGGUAUACGUCUAACGCAAUACAUUGCACGAAAGAAAGGUUGGGAUCAUCUUGUAUUUGGAGAAUACGUAGGCUCUUGAUUUAACAGACCUUGAUUUAACAAACAAGACAAAAAAAAUUUCUAUCGUAAAGGAAACUUUGCGGAACUUUGGAUAAUCAGGGUUCUACUGUAUUAUCUAUCUUUGACUACAUAGUGGUGAU
Messenger RNA from Centruroides sculpturatus (bark scorpion), 718 nucleotides. Its product is annotated as store-operated calcium entry regulator STIMATE-like. The transcript has 5 exons. Bases 115 to 597 code for a protein of 160 amino acids. Gene Ontology annotation, cellular component: membrane. Lineage: Eukaryota; Metazoa; Arthropoda; Arachnida; Scorpiones; Buthidae. The record is from RefSeq and is a predicted model, not a curated record.